AUGGUCUCGCUUUCCGCCAGUACGCAGACUUCUGCAUCCUCCUCCUCACCGCCCGCCUUCUACUAUGCCAAGACACGACAAGCUCUUUGCGAGGCUCUGCCAAUGCACUUCCGGUCGUACCAGGGUGGCGUUUAUACUUCAGAUGGUCGUUUGCGCGGCCUCCUCCUCGACACCCACGACUCGCUGGACCCAGCUGGGCUAGGCGACGGCCAGAGUCUGGUAACGCACCUUGGCUCCUUCGAAGGCGAUGCAGCGACCGAGACAGUCGAUACCAACCUCGGGCAAUCACGACUGGAAGCCGCACGGCUUGCGGCAGAUGAGGGUGACCGCGUCCUCGUCAUUAUCGGGCGACUGCAGCCUUUCGCCCCCGUAUCCUCCGUCAGUUUCCCAUCCGGAAAGCGUCCUCGGUAUCUUGUGCUAGGGUUCUACAACGUCCAGGAUGUCCAUCUUCUUCCCGCUCUUCCACAAACACCUUUUGGCCCGGUUAAUUCGACUUCUGUUUCAACUGCAAAAAUCGCCAUCACGCUCUCGUGGUGCGCAGACCAGGGCUUGCCCUACUGGUUGCCCGCAAUCUCGCCUCACAAUGUCCCCGCAUCUUCCUCAUCCGCACCCACCUUGAUUCGCCCCCUCCUCUUCAGCGAGGCGUCUACCAAGCGCUUCCACUACUCCCGCGAUACGGCGCGGGGCACGGCCUGCGACCGCUGCGGACAACUUGCGCUGGAACUUCACUGGGGUAUCUUCGCCUGCGACUCUUGCGACUACGCCGUUUCGCAACGCCUAAUCCCGUGGUUUCCCAAGCUCGUCAGGGAGGUCAAUCUGCAACCGAAGCCUCCGCCUCGCAGUCUCGCUCCGACCGUACGCAGAAUCGGCGGGUACGAAAUCACGACAUGGAAUCUCGAUCGCAGCAACCGCAUCGUUCGCCUCCGCCCGCUCAAGUCGACCGAGUUCGAGGACGACUUAUUCUGUGACCUGCAGCUGCCGGAAGCAGCGCACCAGCUUGUCCGCGGCAAGAUGCGUCGGUGUCGGGUACCUGCUAUGGCGACUUCCCACUACGCCUGUAACAUUGGCGCCACGUACGACUACGGCGUCGAGAUCCCGACAUUCCCGCUUCCUUCACUCGACUCUGACGGCGACGCUCCCGAUUCUUCCCUCCCUUCCCUCGCCUCCCUCGCUCGGCGGCAUGUCGAGUCCGUUAUCCAUCGCGUCCUUAAGCGCAAGGUCCGCUUCAACGAGGUCCUCACCAUCGGAUACCGCGCUGGCACGAGGAUCUCGGCUCAUCAGGACGCCGAGCGCGGCGUCAAGGAUUUCAUCGCCUCGUUGUCUCUCGGUGGUUCGGCCGUCCUUACCUUCGAAGAGUCUGGUAAGCCCGACGACAUGGAUGACAAGACGAACAAGCGCAUCAAGUUUGGUGUUGAGCUGCGUCACGCAGACAUCCUCGUCAUGCAGGGCACGAGAAUUCAACACGAGUGGAAACACGGGUUGGAGUCCGAUACUCUUCGUUUCGUCCAAACCUUCCGCGACAUUGAGCCUCGCGCGUCCUGA
Messenger RNA from Rhodotorula toruloides NP11, 1542 nucleotides. RefSeq names its product alkylated dna repair protein. The record is from RefSeq and is a predicted model, not a curated record. Bases 1 to 1542 code for a protein of 513 amino acids. Lineage: Eukaryota; Fungi; Basidiomycota; Microbotryomycetes; Sporidiobolales; Sporidiobolaceae. The transcript is spliced from 14 exons.